Messenger RNA from Gadus morhua (Atlantic cod), 2320 nucleotides. RefSeq names its product endothelin converting enzyme 2a (gene ece2a). The transcript is spliced from 4 exons. The coding region runs from base 107 to 841 and encodes 244 amino acids. Gene Ontology annotation, molecular function: S-adenosylmethionine-dependent methyltransferase activity. The record is from RefSeq and is a predicted model, not a curated record. Lineage: Eukaryota; Metazoa; Chordata; Actinopteri; Gadiformes; Gadidae.
GUUCUACCCACAAUGCCUUGUGACCUGCUGGGAGCGAACACAACACGUGGACUCACUCCGCUCCACCGGGAUUGGACCGCAGGGAGUGGAAACUUCUACAGACAGCAUGGAUCAUUUGCCGGAUGAAAACCGGCGGUACAAAGACGUGGACUACUGGGACGAGAGGUACCGGGUCGAGCAGAGCUUCGACUGGUUCGGGGACUUCUCCAAGUUCAAGCAUCUUCUGGAGAACCUGAUCAACAAGGAUGACUCCAUCCUGGUGCUGGGAUGUGGGAACAGUUCGAUGAGCGGGGAGAUGUACGACGCGGGCUACCGCCGCAUCACCAACAUUGACUACUCGUCCGUGUGCGUCGACGCCAUGGCCGCCCGCCACGCCCACUGCCCGGGGAUGACCUGGCGCCAGAUGGACGCGCGCCAGCUCGACUUCCCCGACGCCUCGUUCGACAUCGUCCUGGAGAAGGCCACGCUGGACGCCAUGUUGGUGGAGGAGAAGGACCCCUGGAAGGUGUCCCCGCAGACCGCCUGUCUCAUUCACCAGGUGCUGAAGGAGGUGAGACGCGCGCUGCGCCCGCGGGGCCGCUUCCUCUCCCUCACCUUCGCCCAGCCGCACUUCAGGAAGCUGCUCUACGCCCGCCGCGAGUACCGCUGGUCGGUCGCCCAGCACACGUACGGGGACGGCUUCCACUACUUCCUGUACGCCAUGACGGCCGGGGAGGAGCUGAGCCCCGAGGACGCGGCGAUGGAGACGAGGCGGUUGGAGGAGGCCGAGGCCCCGCCCCCUCAGGUCACCUUCAUGCAGGAGAGCGACACAGAGGACUUCCUGGGGAACAUUGCCCUGUAGGGGGCGGGUGGGUCGGACCCCGGUGUCACGAGGGGCCUGACCGCUGGUGUUGGGUUUCUGCUCUCGGAGGAUUGUGGACUUUUAAUGGAAACGUUUUUAUACAGACGGUUAUAAUAAACAACCUUGUUUGGUUAGGAUUUUAUAUUUUCUUGUAGUUUAGCCUUAUCCCUCUGUUCUCCUUCUAAUCUGUGGUUGUAUAAUACGUGCCAUGUGGUGGACGCUUUUAUCCAAAGUGUCCCAUGAUGCAUACAUUAGUUUCGAGGCGUAAGAAGGCCUCGAAACAUACCACGGUGAAAGUUGUGUAUUACUUUUCGCAACUCAUAACUAGUUUGUACAACACUGCUACACAGAGUUUUUUUAUUUUGUCCGGUUUACUGUGUGUGUUUCAGAUGAGUUCUGGAGCCGGCAUUGGAUUCUUUCAAUGGAUGCAGGGUGCUGAACAAAUGUAAACCCUUGGCCAAAACAAGGUCGCAAGCCUUCCACUGCGCUGUAUUUUAAAUGAAUGGACUUCUUGUGAACUGCUAUGCGACCACAGAACCCUGGCAGUUUUAGUGUCACGCUCUACUGAAGAGUGCAAUUUCUAUUUUGAAUUGUGUUCCACUUUUAUUUGUGAAACUCGUGGUGCUAUAUGAGUUGAACUUGAGCAAAAUCUGCAUCUGCCUCGCAGCCAAAUAUGGCUGACAAAACGCAAGGCAAACCUGCAUGUUGAGAGAUUGCUUAAUAAUUGCAAGGGGUUGGUGUUUGAAUGAGAACUAAAGCCUGCAUGUUGAGUAUCAGGCAGCAGUCUAUCAGUAUUCUAGUAGCAGCCCCGGCCUUUCUGCUUUGCCUGCUGCUUCAAUGUCUGGUGCGAGACUGUGAUCAGACAGUGCUGUUUAACACGCAGUACAUUUUACACCUGCGAUCAAGCACUAGAGUUCAGAAUUAACAACAGCCCAAGCGCUUGGCUGGGAGCCAGCCAUCGGGAAGCUACCCUUGACUCUUGACUCACACAGCAGCACCAGCAAGCCCUACCCUGGUGUCAUUUUAAUGUUUCUCAUUGACAUCAUCACCUAUCGCUACUUAUACCUAUUGUUACAUAAUCCAGAACGCUCCAGUGGGCAUGGUGCUCCCUCUCUCUCCACAGCCCUCCAGGUCGGUGAUGAUCUCAUGGUGGAGGCCCGACGCCGUAUGUCUGUUCGACAGCUACAUCAAUUAGGUGUCGUACAGCGGGCCUAAUUAGCCUCAUGAAUUAGGUUGUUGUCAGUGUUUGAGCAUUAACUUACAUCUUGGUCAGACCCUGAAGGACCUUUUUAACACGCACAGACUGGAGAAAUAUGACCUCAUCUCAUACAACGCAGCAGCUACAAAAAGCCAAGUCAUCCGUAAUGUUUGUUCAUUGUAAAGUAAGUCAAGUACCCUAAAAGGAUGGCAGAUACAGUAUACUAUGUACGAUCAAAAUACUGUGUCAAAUAAAAGUCAGGUUGUAACAUUUAAACAGUU